Ochlerotatus camptorhynchus is the source of this 1490-nucleotide messenger RNA. RefSeq names its product peptidoglycan-recognition protein LF-like. Gene Ontology annotation, biological process: peptidoglycan catabolic process. Lineage: Eukaryota; Metazoa; Arthropoda; Insecta; Diptera; Culicidae. The record is from RefSeq and is a predicted model, not a curated record. The coding region runs from base 138 to 1475 and encodes 445 amino acids. Gene Ontology annotation, molecular function: N-acetylmuramoyl-L-alanine amidase activity; zinc ion binding. The transcript is spliced from 5 exons.
CAAAAGAAAAACAUCAAGAUAAGAGCUAUCUACUAGUUCGCAUUGAGGACAUUCUGUAAAGAGUUAUGGAAUGAGCGAGUCAAUAUACGUGCAUACAGCACGCCAAAGAUUCCAGAACUCGCUUCAAUACUAUAGUAAUGGCUAAAGCAAAAAGCCAACCAAAUACACCCUCCGCUGCACCUGAUUCGGUACCUUCAUCGUCCACUAGUUUGCCUACUGUCUCAGAUAACUGCAUCGGAGUCAGUAAUAUUGCUGUAGUGCAACCGAGCCAAGGUACCGCCGUAGAUAAGACCGAUGCUAGUAGCAGUCAUAACAUAUCGAUAUCCUCAAUUAACGAAGAUGAAAAAAAUGACUCGAGUGCCUUCGAGAGCAGUGACAGCGAAUGCGAUGAUGAACAGAUUAAGAAAGCAAUCGAACGCAUUCCAAACUCACUUCAACCGGGCAGUCAGCUAGUACAAAACGGGAUGCUAGUCGUGAAGGAUGACAAUAGUUCGCCAGUUUCGGCCCGAGGGCCCAACAUCGGUAGCAUAGCAGUUCAAAACUCGUCAGACAUAACGUUUGGCAACAAGACCUACAUCAAAGGUCAGGUAGUGAUAAAAAAUAUUUACCACGAUAAACAUAACGGUACCGUCAAUAAUGGCUACAACGAAACAGAUGGGGAGCUUGGUGGUUCAAAACAGAGUAAAGAUACUUCGACCAAGUGCAACAAACCUUCAGCGUGCCGAUAUAGUCUCAAAGUCAUCAUAAGGGAUAAGCCUAUGCUAAGUGUGAUAAUACUAAUAGCCGUAAUGAUCAUCAUCGUUGCACUCAUCAUCGUUGUAUACGUGGCAACGUCAGCAGGUAAUCCUAUUUAUAAGCGAAGCUAUGGCGAUGGAGAUGAUGAUCGGGUGCACGUCCCGCCAGAUACUGGGAUAGAUAACGACUUCUUCCCAGAUGCAAAACCUCUACGAUUAGUGACCCGGAACGAAUGGUUGGCUCAACCGCCGAAAGAAAAGCUAACUCCACUGAAAUUACCAGUUAAUCGUGUCAUCAUUGCACAUACUGCAACGGAAGGCUGUACGACACAGGCACAAUGUAGCUUCAUGACGCAGCGAAUUCAGGAAUUCCACAUGGCUGAAGAUUCGAAAAACUACUCCGACAUUGCGUACAACUUCUUGGUAGGAGGAGACGGUAAUGCGUACGUAGGACGUGAUUGGGAUAAACAAGGAGCUCACACUAAAGGAUUCAACGUGGAUAGUAUCUGCAUAGCGUUUAUUGGAACGUUCACUGACAUACAACCAUCCGUUGUACAGUUGAGUGCAGCCGAACAACUCAUAGCGAUGGGUUUGAAGGAUAACAAGCUAUCCAAACAUUACCGUCUUUACGGUCACAGGCAGUUAGCCCCCUUCGAAAGCCCUGGUCGGAUGUUGUACAAAAUAAUACAAAAAUGGCCACACUGGGCCAGUGAACUAGGGCCCAAUCAUUGGCAGGAAUGAUCUAUUACCAAAUAA